Messenger RNA from Lepisosteus oculatus (spotted gar), 450 nucleotides. RefSeq names its product galectin-1-like. Gene Ontology annotation, molecular function: carbohydrate binding. NCBI's taxonomy places the organism in Eukaryota, Metazoa, Chordata, Actinopteri, Semionotiformes, Lepisosteidae. The record is from RefSeq and is a predicted model, not a curated record.
GCUCUGUCCACCCUGCAGACUCCUGAACAGUAUGAAGCCAAAAACAUCAGUCUGACACCAGGAGGAAGUGUGACAAUCAAAAUGAAGAUCUGUGCAUCUGUCAAAGAGUUUGAGGUCAGUCUGGGGGAGAAAGAGGAGGACCUGGCCCUGCACUUCAAGUCACAGUUCAGUGGUCCAGGGAGCAGGACCAUUGUGCUGAACUCCAGACAUGCAGGCUGCUGGCAGUCUGAGCAGAGAUACUCUAACUUCCCCUUCCAGCAAGGCACAGACACCAAGGUGGUCAUUAACUUCAGUGCCAGUGGAUUUGAGGUGGAGCUGCCAGAUGGCCAGAAGCUCAGUUUCCCUAAUCGACAAGGAUUUAAGAAACUGACUUACAUGAGUGUUAAAGGUCACAUCCGUGUGAAAUCACUGAAAAUCCAGUGAUCUCAAUACACCUGCUAUUUUACUCAA